AUGAAAAGAGAUAAGGCAGCAGCCUCUUCUCUUCCAACGGUACAUGAACACGUCAUCAUAUUCACAGAUUCACGACCCAAAAACCCUCUAAAGCCGACAGCAGAGCAGUUCUUGAAUCCCGAUUGCCUCGACAAUGGCGACCUCGCUCCAGAACUCCCCUGCAUCACUGCACAGAGCCCUCUCCUCCAGUGCUUCACCUCAUCAGGGGCCUGCUCCUUUUCUCGGCCACGGGCGGAAGAGGGCUGUUCAAUUUCAAGCCAAGGCUGCUGCUUCGGAAGCUUUGCCGUCCCUUGAGCACGGUGUGAAAUGCGAAGCGAACCCCCUAAGCAAUUGCCGUAAAACCCUCCGUGGACUUUUGGAGAGUUGCGAGAGAACUGGGAGGCGCCAAGCAUUUAUAUCUGGAGCAAUUGCUACUUGUGUAUCUAUCUUUCCGUUCAAUUCGAAAGCGUUUGCAGCAGAGGGAAAGAAAGGAUUUCAAGUUGUCUUAGACAAGAAGGAUGGAUACUCAUUUCUCUACCCCUUCGGUUGGCAGGAAGUUUUCAUCCAAGGACAAGAUAAAGUAUUUAAAGAUGUUAUCGAGCCCUUAGAAAGUGUUAGUGUUAACAUGAUUGAGACUAAAAAGAAAGAUAUCCGAGACCUGGGAUCUCCACAGGAGGUUGCUGAAGCAUUGAUAAAGAAAGUACUGGCACCUUCUACCCAGAAAACAAAGUUGGUUGAGGCAUCAGAGCAUGAAGUUGAUGGAAAAUCUUAUUACUCUUUCGAGUUUAUUGCUCAGGCUCCAAACUUCACUAGACAUGCGCUUAGCACAAUCUGCAUCGCGAAUGGCAAGUUCUACACAUUGACAACAGGAGCUAACGAAAGACGGUGGGGGAAGAUGAAAGAUAAAUUGCACACUGUCAUCGAUUCCUUCAAAGUAUCUGCUUGAGCUUUCUCGCAGUACUCCAUAACAGAGUCGAAUGAAUCAUGCUUGUAAUCUCGCACAUGAUAAGUUUUUCUUCUUUGUUCAAUAUGUAACUAAGUGGAUAAGUUUUUGGCUAUGUUAAAAACAUUCUUUUUUCAUACUAUUUGUAAAAUACUUCAUUCAAGUAAAUGCUUACCUCUCUUGCUGAUA
This is a messenger RNA of Asparagus officinalis (garden asparagus), 1111 nucleotides long. Its product is annotated as psbP-like protein 1, chloroplastic. Gene Ontology annotation, cellular component: extrinsic component of membrane; photosystem II oxygen evolving complex; photosystem II. Gene Ontology annotation, molecular function: calcium ion binding. The record is from RefSeq and is a predicted model, not a curated record. The coding region runs from base 134 to 925 and encodes 263 amino acids. NCBI's taxonomy places the organism in Eukaryota, Viridiplantae, Streptophyta, Magnoliopsida, Asparagales, Asparagaceae. The transcript is spliced from 8 exons. Gene Ontology annotation, biological process: photosynthesis.